Alosa sapidissima (American shad) is the source of this 2386-nucleotide messenger RNA. It is a transcript of the gene vps72b, whose product is annotated as vacuolar protein sorting 72 homolog b. The coding region runs from base 519 to 1667 and encodes 382 amino acids. Gene Ontology annotation, molecular function: ATP-dependent H2AZ histone chaperone activity. Gene Ontology annotation, biological process: chromatin remodeling; regulation of DNA-templated transcription. The transcript is spliced from 7 exons. Gene Ontology annotation, cellular component: nucleus. NCBI's taxonomy places the organism in Eukaryota, Metazoa, Chordata, Actinopteri, Clupeiformes, Clupeidae. The record is from RefSeq and is a predicted model, not a curated record.
UAGGCUACAUCAUUAGGUUUGAAUUGGGCAUGCUGCAGGCUAUUGGGCCUACAGCAUAUUAUGUAGGGCCUAAACUAGCAAACUUGCAACAAAACAAAAGGCAUGGACUGCCUGGGUUGUCAUUGAUAUGAAAGGAGAAAUGUCUUGUUCACAAUUCUAGUUUUUGUUUACAUAUGAAACAAACAAACAAAAAACGCCAAACUAAAGGUAUGUAACCCCUUUCCUAUAGCAAUAGAUUGCCCCCUGGUGGCAAGUUAGCGUUCAAGGCUCCAUUGGUUUGGUCUGAAUGAAGUGUAAACUCAUCCAUCGAUUGUGCUGGAUCAUUCAUACAUAUUCUAUGAUGCACUGGCUCUGAGUAAAAUAUAACUGUCCCUCCUAGCCACACACUGAAAUUAUCGCCAUUCUAGCAGCAAGUUCAUUGUAAAAGUGUCUAUGUCGCAAAAGUAACAUUUGUUUAUAGCAUUUAACUUAAGAGUUAUUUGCCUUCAUUAUACAUUUAAUUUUGUAACUGGGACAAAAUGAGCUUAGCUCUCAGUCGUGCGCCUCGGAAGACAGCGGGGAAUCGUAUGUCCAAACUGCUCGAUGCUGAAGAAGAGGACGACUUUUACAAGACAACUUAUGGUGGCUUCAAUGACGAAUCAGGAGAUGACGAAUACAAAGGCGAUUUGACUGACACAGAAGAUGAGGUGGACAGUGACUUCGACAUUGAUGAGGGUGAAGAACCAAGCAGUGAACAAGAAGAAGAUGGCCCUCGAAGAAAAUUUAGGGUUGUCACCAAGGCCUACAAGGAACCAAUCAAGGCCGUCAAACCCAAGCUCAAACCCAAGAGGCAAGCCGAACCCCCCAGGAAGACGGCCAAGGCCAAGACCGACAAGCACAAAGCCCUGGAGCCUCAGGAAGACAUCACCAAAAACAGGAAGUCUGUGCGCCAGUCCACCACGGAGCACACCCGCCUGACGUACCUGCGGCUGCAGGAGAGGCAAGUGGCCCCGCGGAGGAGGAAGAGUGCCCGGCACGAGCGACCCCUGACCCAGGAGGAGCUGCUGGCCGAGGCCAAGGCCACAGCGGAGAUCAACCUCAGAUCGCUGGAGAACUACGAGCGCCUGGAGGCCGAUAAGAAGAAACAGGUCCACAAGAGACACCAGUGCACCGGCCCCAUCAUCCGCUACCACUCCGUGCUCAUGCCUCUGGUGUCCUACGCUGCAUUCAAGGAGGAGAAUGUGGAUGUUGAAGGUUUGGACCAGGACACCCAGGGUUCCGCUCCGGUGGCCUCCCAGUCCGAGUUGUCCCUCCCCAGCAGUGCCCAGCUGCAUGCCCCCUUCGGCAGCAAGUGCUCCCGCACGUACAUCACCUUCAGCGACGACGCCACGCUCCAGUCUUGCUUCCCCCACAAGCCCCGGCCUCAGAUCCCCAUGCAGGAGGUCUGCCCCGUCACCCAUAAACCCGCCCUGUACCGCGACCCCAUCACGGACAUCCCCUACGCCAACCUCCGGGCCUUCAAGAUCAUUCGCGAGGCCUACAACAAGUACGUGGCUGCCCACGGGCUGCCCAACCCAGGGCCUGGCACGGCCCCCGCCACCACCUCCACAGCUGCUGCAGCAGUGGAGACCUUCUCAAGGGGACUGAGGCAGAAGCUCACCGUAAAGCAAGGCCUGGUUACAUCUUAGACUGAUAGAUAGAUAGAUAGAUAGAUAGAUAUUUUAUUGAUCCCCAAGGGGAAAAAGAGAUUCAAGAGACUGUCAGAUGGUGGGACAGAUGGAAGCUGAGCGAAAGGGUGGACAUAAACCUAAUUAAAGAUGGCAGACAGAAAUGAAGUAUCUGCUGUUGUAUGCUAUGUGUUGUCACUUUGUUAUCACUGUGCUACUGUGAGUUUUAAAGACAGUUCAAGCUGAAUGUAUAUUUCUGUAAGGAAUGAGGGUAUUAAUGUAAAUUUGGCCAUAGUGGAAUGUUUUUGUCUAUUGGUCGUAUUUAGUUUGAAUUUUAAUUGUAUGACAUUUAGUUAAUGUGGAUGUCUGCAGUGUUUUGAUUCUAUACCUUGUAUUUAUGAAAUCCUUUCUACAAAGUAAUAAUAAUUGUAUUACAUGAAAGCUCCCAGUGUUACGCAAAUGGUCUAAUCAAGUCUACUUAAUGUUUGUAUAUCUUGCCUGAUUUUCCAAUUGGAGUAUGGAGUGACUUUUGUUUUGUCUUUAAUUCAGAGGUCAAGAAUGAUCUGUUUUACUUGCGUGUGCUACAAAAGAUGAGUCUUCACUCUGGCAAACAGAGCCCUCUCUCUCUCUCUCUCUCUCUCUCUCUCUCUCUCUCUGUGGGGUUGUGGUGCCGCGUGUAGAAGGAGUCCAGCAAGCUAGCCAAGAUGUCCAAGGGCGACCCACGGGACAUUGAUGAGGAU